CCCCAGGAUGGCGUCUCCAUGAGAAGACUUUCCAAGCAGGGAGUCAGGAUCAGCAACAAGAAGCCCCGCAAGGCCAGCGGCACCAGCAGCAUGCUGUACGGCCGCUUCGUGAAGUCCGCCAUGCUCACGGCACGCGGGGAGGAGUCCACAAAGCCGCCUGCAGACUCGGAGAGCAGCGAGGAGGAGGAGAAGCUGGACCUCUCUUCGGCCAGGAGGCUGACAGAUGAGGAGCUGAUGCGGGUGUGCGGGGGCCGCACGGCGCACAAGGGUGCCCGUCAUGGCCUGACCAUGAGUGCCAAGCUGGCGCGCCUGGAGGAGCAGGAGCGAGCCUUCCUGGCCACGUACCGGCCCAAGGAGCGGCAGCCUGAGGCCCCAGAGAGCAGCCCCCCAGCAGAGAGGAAGGAGAAAAGAAAGAAGAAGAAGAAGAAGCAGGAGGAGAACACGGACAAAGAAGAGGCAGCUGAGACAGAAAAGAAAAAGAAGAAGCAGGAGGAGGAGGAGAACAAGGACAAAGAAGAGGCAGCUGAGACAGAAAAGAAAAAGAAGAAGAAGAAGAAGGACAAAGAGCUGGCUGAGACAGAGGUACCUCUAGAAGACACAAAUGGGCCAGACCAGGCUGGGCACAGCCCCAAGAAAAAGAGGAAGAAGAGGAGGCGAGAGGCAGAGUGA
This is a messenger RNA of Pterocles gutturalis (yellow-throated sandgrouse), 669 nucleotides long. RefSeq names its product G patch domain containing 4 (gene GPATCH4). The transcript is spliced from 5 exons. The record is from RefSeq and is a predicted model, not a curated record. The annotation marks the transcript as partial. Gene Ontology annotation, biological process: regulation of ribosome biogenesis. Gene Ontology annotation, cellular component: nucleolus. Lineage: Eukaryota; Metazoa; Chordata; Aves; Pterocliformes; Pteroclidae.